This is a messenger RNA of Microdochium trichocladiopsis, 512 nucleotides long. RefSeq lists its product as uncharacterized. Bases 17 to 181 code for a protein of 54 amino acids. NCBI's taxonomy places the organism in Eukaryota, Fungi, Ascomycota, Sordariomycetes, Xylariales, Microdochiaceae. The transcript has a single exon. The record is from RefSeq and is a predicted model, not a curated record.
CAUCAUCUUGAAACGAAUGGCAGAACAACGGGCCAAGAUCAUCGAGGACCAUCCCAUUGGAAAAGGCCUUCAUGCCUUUCGGGAAUCGUUUCUUUCGAUUUACGACGGCGCCAGCAUCUCGCACACUCUGGAUGCUCUGGAUGAGUUGGAUCAGGAAGGUGAGGACUACGACCGGGGAUGACUUUGCCGUGUGCUCUAACUAUCAGGUAGAAGUCCGAACACAGCUUCUUCUGCUCCUCUCCGCAAUUCAUGUUCUUCCAGCUGCCCGUCUGCUCCGUUCCAGCCGCGGAAGGUCUCUGUUCACCGAAUUGCCAAAACUCAGUGUCGCGAUCGGUUCUGACGACUUCGACCUCAACCGCCUUACGCCUCUUCUGAAAGCGGCCCUUGCCGACACACCUGAUGACUCCGAGAUUUGGGAAGAAGUGUCCCAGGUCGUUGCCGAAUCUACACCGCCUCCGCGAUUGAUCGCAUCCUCCCUUCAACAAACGCCGUGGCUGCACAACACGAGCGGC